UAAGCGCUCACUCGCUCACCCCGAGACACUGGAGACGCCCAUAGCAACAACACAACGUUGCGCCGAAUAAGAUAGUCGUACAGUCGAGAGAACGGAUUAAACGCUGCUUCUUCGCCGCGCUGUCUGCAGGUUACAGGUUACAGACUACGGACUGUGUGGGAAGGACACGCCUCGGUCGUCUGUGCCGUUAGCAUGGGGCGAGAGCACCGUUCGCUAGCACGUUUUGGAUAGCCGCCCCGACUCUCGACGGAGGACUCAAAGGCUGCACCGGAGUUGGUAGUUUCACCGUUCGCCGAGCGCAAAGUCAGCUAGGCGGGGAAUAAACACGGGAAUGGUGCUCAGUUACGAGUCGCUUGGCAGACAGAAAGGCGAGGGGAGCACGGGCCGCACCACCGAACUGUUCCGUUUGGACUUGGAGUGUUUUUGGAGCGAGGGAGCGGCUCCCCGACGGACGUUUGUUUUGUGACUAGCUGACGAGGCGAGCUGAGGGAAAAGAAACGACCCCCCCCCACCACCACCAGCGUCUCCCUGCUGCUACCUCGGCUAAUGUUAGCAGCUCACACACAACACAAGUGCGAGCAAAACGGAUUGCUGAGCAACUUUCGGCGACAGUCGUGGAAACAAGUCGAAAACACAACUCAGGGUAGUUUUUGGACACUGCGCCAAAUACAAGCUUUGUUAAAAGUGCCAUCAGCUCAGUUGGCCAUGUAACUUUAAAACAUAUAUAUAUAUUUUUUUUUAUUUUUUUUUUACGGUUUUCGGCCUCUUUUAUUCACUUCGGAUGCUGGCAUCACCAACUAAUUACAAGCAUGAUGAUCAUAAGCAGAAAGCCAGAGGGCCCAAUAGCAACAGCACGUCACGGUGAUGGACUUUACGACUCGUACAUGAGGACGGACCACAUCCUCAAAGAGGACACGGACACAAACAGUCCUUCUGGCCUGCCCCCCAUGCCCAAGCUCACAGCUGUCAGCAACAAGGGUGUGAUGAGGGAUCAGAUAACCACCGUGCGCGGUGGCCAGCUGAAGGUCAAGUAUCUGUACGAGGACUCCGCUAACAAUCGCAAGAUCGGUGCCAUUACCACGGCCGCACCUCAGAACAGCGGGACCACCGAUCAGACGCCCAGUAAACUGGCACCAGCAACCACCCUGUCCAAGGAUCACAGCGUCGACAGCUCUGAAUCCAGUAAGGACUCUAAUGACACCUCUGGCUCUCACGGGGUUGCCAAUGGAGGAAACAGUACCAAGCUGUGUGGCCCCCUGACACCAGAACUGGCCGUGAGACUGUACCGAACUCAACUGACCAGCCUUGAGCAGAGCGAGAUCCACUCCUACCCAGACAUCUACUUUGUGGGACCCAAUGCCAAGAAGAGGCCUGUCGUCACCAGUGGCAGCAACAACUGCGGCUAUGACGACGAGCAUGGCGGUUAUAUCAACGUCCCCCAUGACCACUUGGCUUACCGCUACGAGUUUCUCAAGAUUAUUGGCAAAGGCAGCUUCGGUCAGGUGGCCAAAGUCUACGACCACAAACUGCAGCAGCACCUGGCUCUCAAGAUGGUCCGCAACGAGAAGCGUUUCCACCGACAGGCGCAGGAGGAGAUCCGCAUCCUGGAGCACCUGCGCAAGCAAGACCGCAAUGGCACCAUGAAUGUGGUGCACAUGCUGGAACACUUCACCUUCCGCAACCACAUCUGUAUGACCUUCGAGCUGCUCAGCAUGAACCUCUACGAGCUGAUCAAGCGCAACAAGUUUCAGGGCUUCAGCUUGCCUCUGGUCAGGAAGUUUGCACACUCUAUCCUGCAGUGCCUGGAAGCCCUGAGCAGGCUCCGAAUCAUCCACUGUGACCUCAAGCCUGAGAACAUUCUUCUCAAACAGCAGGGACGCAGCGGCAUCAAGGUGAUAGACUUUGGCUCCAGCUGCUUCGAGCACCAGCGUGUGUACACUUACAUCCAGUCUCGGUUCUAUCGAGCACCCGAGGUGAUUUUUGGCGCUCGCUACGGCCUUCCCAUUGACAUGUGGAGUUUCGGCUGCAUCCUGGCCGAGCUGCUGACGGGUUACCCGCUUUUCCCCGGAGGGGACGAGGCGGACCAAUUGGCCUGUGUCAUGGAGCUGCUGGGCAUGCCUCCUCAGAAGGUUCUGGAGCAGGCCAAAAGAGUAAAGAACUUUAUCAACUCCAAGGGCCAGCCCCGCUACUGCGGAACCAACACCCUGCCCACGGGGGCCACUGUGCUGACGGCAUCUCACUCCCGCCGUGGUGGUAAGUUGAGAGGCCCCCCAGCUAGCAAAGAAUGGAUCGCUGCGCUCAAAGGUUGUGAGGACGCCACCUUUAUUGACUUCAUAAAGAAGUGUUUGGACUGGGACCCCUCAUCUCGUCUGACCCCCAGCCAGGCCCUCAGACACCCUUGGCUCUAUCGCCGGCUCCCCAAACCGCUGCCUGGAGCCGAGAGGAGCCAAGGGGCCCCCGUGAAGCGGCUCCCCGAGCACCAUCGCACCUCCUUCCCUUCCAUCAUGGCCAAGGGGGGGUCUGGCCUGGGGCCUACCACAGCUACCAACAACAAACUGAGGAGCAACAUGUUGGGAGAUUCAGCAGAGGCCAUACCUAUUCGCACGGUCCUACCCAAACUUGUCACUUAGAGAGAGAGAGAGAGAGAGUUCCACUCAUCUCCUCUCUCCCUCCUCCUCUUCCUUCUUCCUCCUCCUCUCAGGAGGAAGCGGAGUCUAGGUUUUUAAAUGUUUGCUCGUUCUUUGUAUUUGUUUUCUACUGAGCGGUGUCGACACCCCAGUUCUGACUUUUUGAUAUUAGCUGAGCAAAGGAGAGACAACACAUGAAAAACUUUUACAAAGUUUUUAUACAGAGGAUUUCCUUGAGCGGCUGUGAAGUUUCGAUACACAGUCGUUGAUUUAGAUCAUGCUUUGUACAAAUGUGUGAGUGUCUUUAGUCGGUCACACCCGAAUGCCUCACUCUUUAUUAUUGAAGACUCUGAGAAGUUAAAAGGGCUACUAUCUCCCUACUUGCUCACUGCUAGCAGACAAAGAUUUACUCAGCCAACAGUUGUGUAAAAGAGCACACUGACACAUUCGGCCAACACUCACACACUUUGCAGACAGCAUCAUGUAGUUUCCGCAAUACGUUUUUAGCUCUUCUAAUUGACCUCCUUAGUUAAUGCCUGGUGCUAGCAUGUCAGCUCAAUAUGUGACAUCAGUGUUUGCGUGAGCACAUUGGCUCGGUGGUGCUACUGUGGGAGACAUGAAGAGCGAUCUAUUUAAAGCCCCCUCGUCGAGAAGGUGGAGGAGGACACAAGCUCUACUUGCCACCAAAGUGUCAUGGCCUGACUUCACUUCCUCAGUUCUUGGGAAUAUUUCACCUCUACCUAGCCUCCCCGUAGCCGUACAAUAUUGUUUAUGGAUCACUAGGAUUCUCAUGGUUCUAACAGUGUAACGUGGGUUCAUGUAUCCAACAAGGGAGGGUAGAAUUUUAAAAAAAAAAAAAUUAAAAAAACGCUAAUAUGUUGGGAAAUGUGCUAAAUAUGAGCCAUUUUCUUUCUCUUGAGAAAGGCCAGUAGCCAAGAUGGCCCCCUGCGGUACUGAUUUGAAGGCAUGUUUCUCAGGGAGAUAUACUUGAUACAUCCCUUAAUCCUAUAUAGCAAUAUCCUGUAUAUAUUAGGGUCCCCAACCACUAGGCUGCAGAAUGGUACCCAGCCGCACAGAGAGACUGAACAAAAGAUUAUUAAUCAGAGACUGACAGAAGUUUUAGUUUGAAAAUCAGUUGCACCUGCGUGUGCCUCUGUCAAAAUGUUCAUCUUGGUCACGUGAUAAGUAAGCCCACAAGUUUAAAAAAAAGAAUUAAAAUGUUUGGAGUGUGUCUUCAAAAAGGUGAACUGGCCAAAUAUUGAGACAGGGGAAUAGCCAACAAGAAAAAGAAAAACAAUAUUAAAAAGACAAUGGGCCUCGUUUACUAAUAAAUGCAUAGAAAUGUUCUCACUCUUCACUCUGCGCACAAGUUGAGCAUAUAUGCAAAAAUACUGUCAGAUUCAUGACAUAUGAAUGCCAGCCAAUUUUCUCCUCGUCAGCGUGUUUGUUAAUGAAUCAGAAUUCAUUUUAUAUUACAGGCUUGUGCCUGUGAGCUGCAACCCGCAUAAAUGGCACACCUAUCCCCCUAUAAAAGGAACGUCCAUCUGACACAUCUGAGUUAAUGCGCGGAGGUUGAAGUCACAAGAAAUGGCUGAUCCAAAACCUUAAUAAUAACUUUCUUAACCUUUAUCCUAUAUUCAGAGCAUUGUUAUCAUUGAAAAGGUUGCGAAACCAACAACAUAUAGACCAAUAAUCAUGUAAAUCACUUUUAUUAAUUCUGAAGUAAAAUUAGAGCGUGGCAAAAAACAACCUAUACAAAAACAAUUAAACAAAGAGCAGCGAAUGCACAAACUGCAUACAUUGUUAAAAUACAUAGUAAGUAAUAAUUAUAGCACGGCAAAGAGGCAUUUGUAGUUGAUGAAAUUCAUUAAAUUACGGUUGGACGCAAAAGAAAAUAUGACAUGCCGAACGGAGUAUGUCACAACUCAACCACGCCAGCGGCAGUUCUUUUGAUUGUACUGAAUCAUUCGAAUCAAUUCAUUAAAAGGAUUCGUUCAAAAGAUUCGUGCACCGAAUCGUUCAGUUUUUUUUCACAAAUUCCUUCAAAUGCUUCCUCAUUCAUUUAAUGAUCCAUCCCUGAGGUUCACGUUCACUCAAGACAUUCACCGAAGGACUAUGCGUUGUUGUUUUCAUGUAUUGUAAACUCGGAAAGGUGGGGAGAUUAUUCAAAAAAUAAAAUAAAAACUUUGGCUAAAUGAUCACCUACCUAUCUCUCUCUCAGCAAGCUCUCGAACACCCGGCUUCGGUUGUGACUCGUGAACAUGCGUGCAGCGAGCUCAGCUACCGAACAUCCUUCCGCGUCCGCUUACGUCCAGCUAGGCUCUCGCCAGCCGGCUUGACUUUUCUGCAUUCCACCGCGAUGGACCGUCGCUGACGCCAGCCGGGCUUCCUCCUCACUCACCUUUCUGUUAUUGUCAUCUGAUUAGUGGAAAGCGGCUUUGAAUGUCUUGAGAAGCGCUAUAGAAGUUUGUAAUAUUAAUAAUAAUAAUCACAUUAGAGACACAGGGGGAAUGAUAUGUAUGUAGACAUUUAUUAAUUUACAUUUAUUUUAAAUAUGUGUGCUUGUAUUCAUGUGGCGGCACGGUGUCCGACUGGUUAGAGCGUCAGCCUCACAGUUCUGAGGUGCGGGGUUCAAUCCCCGUCCCCGCCUGUGUGGAGUUUGCAUGUUCUCCCCGUGCCUGCGUGGGUUUUCUCCGGGCACUCCGGUUUCCUCCCACAUCCCAAAAACAUGCAUGAAUUGGAGACUCUAAAUUGCCCGUAGGUGUGACUGUGAGUGCAAAUGGUUGUUUGCUUGUAUGUGCCCUGCGAUUGGCUGGCAACCAGUUCAGGGUGUACCCCGCCUCCUGCCCGAUGACAGCUGGGAUAGGCUCCAGCACGCCCGCGACCCUAGUGAGGAGAAGCGGCUCAGAAAAUGGAUGGAUGGAUGUUUUCAUGUGCUUGACCGACUCAACAUUAGUCGGUAGCUUUCCCCGCGAGGACGUCAUGACUUGCGCUUAAAAUCACUCAUGAGUACGUUCACUGCGUAGUACGUCAUUCCUUGCGCAAACAAAUCACUCUUCGUACUAGUACAUGGCUCCUUAGCGGAUCACAGAGGAAUAAGUUCCACGAACGGAUUGCGAAUGAGAAGUUCCACGAACGAAUCAGUCUUCAGUUCCUCAGUACACCAGUUCACUGAACGAAUCACUUAGUUCACUUAAGUCCCUCCCCCUGACGCUGUGGCUGCUCAUUGCUCAUUCGCCGAAGCGAGUGACAACGCUGGCGAAUCGCAACUCACAUUGCAGUACGUAUAAUGAAGUCCCGCCACCGCCUGCACACUGGCUGCUCAUUGAUCAUUCGUGACAGAACGCUUCAGCAGUUCCGUUUCCACUCCCAGCCGACUCGCUUGCCUGGCAGCGGGUGGCGGACAAGAUAAAAGAACGAAUAAGUUCAUAAACUGAUUCGGUUCAGUUCAUUCACUUAAAAAGAUUUGUUCUUCUGAACGAAAAAACACUAGUGUGUAUACUGUGAAUUGAGCUAUUUACAUCAUGCAGAAUCACAGAAAAGUACAUAAAUCAGAUUAUCGUAGGGGCUGGAAAGAAUACUAGAAAAUGCGAGUGGUCUGAUUGCAAUUCCUUGAGUGUCAACAUCGGCCGAACGCAGACAGCGGGUGAGGGACGCGUAAAGUGCACAUAUCCCACUGUACAAGCGCUUGACCGUAACAAGGGUGAAAGUGAUGAGAAGUGCCCUUUUACAUGUUAUUUAGCACAGUCAACCCAUUGGCAAAUUCCUGGUUUGAGUUAUCGCCAAAGUUGUUAUUGUUUUUAUGAAUGACUUGUUCCAAUAUGUUGUCCAUCUUGGGUUAAAGAUGUGUGUCUGACGUGUUUUUGAUGGCUGAUCCUCCGUACGCAUAGUCUCAGGAUGUUCUAAAUUUGUUUGCAGGUACGAACAAAAACAAGUACGAACAUAUUGAUAAAUCAAUCAGGUUUGUGCGUACACACGGUUAGAUAAUGAGGUCCAAUAUCGGCAGUCCUACCUAAGGUAUGGGUUUAUGGCUUGUUGACUCACACGCACCAAACCAGUUCUGUGCAAUAUGUCGCGUAAGAAAAAGAUUCCCUUAAUGGGACCGGCUUUUUAAAGAGAAACAUGCACAGAGCUCUCACUAAUUACAACAACUAUAUUCAGCCUAAUGGUGAGAUGUAUUUUGAAUCAUUUGUUUUUGUUUAUAUGAUGAUCUAGCGCGAAAAGAAAAAAAAAGGUUGUGGACCGCUGCUAUAAAGGCUCGCUUGCAUAAAGUACAGUCAUGUUUCUGUGACGCAGGGCAACCGCAAACGUUAUCUGGCCUGCAUGCUCCACAAUCUGACCUAAAUUCUCCCCACCCCCCACCCCCUUGUUCUCGCACUGUCAUGUAGGCCAGGGAACCUCGUCAACCCAUUAAUAUACUGUAUGUGUUGAAUUAUGGUGCUGUCCUGUCACGCACGUACACACACACUUACACACAAAGUUGUCAGGUGCAUGUUGUAUGGACCACACUGCUCAGAGACUUGUCUAUUUCAUCCCUCGUUUUCAAAGUAAAACUGUCAGGGAUUUCUACUCCAUUGUUUGUUUGUUUUUUUAAAUAGAAGUGGUAUCUAUUUUGAGUCACUCCCAAAAUAUCAAGAGAAAGUUUAUAAUGAAAACAUGGAAUAAGAAGACAACAAAGUUGUAUGCUGUCAUGUUGUAUACUCGUGGUGUGCGGUAUAGUAGCAGGAUGUUUGGUGUUCCAGCAUGAGAUCACAAUCUUGAUAAGUUACUGCUGAGUGACAACCAGAAGAGAAUUGUAAAGUAACCAAAUGAAGUUGUGAUAGUUUCUUUUUCUAAGGAAAAUAAAAGAAAAAUGGGUAUGAA
Phyllopteryx taeniolatus (common seadragon) is the source of this 7490-nucleotide messenger RNA. It is a transcript of the gene dyrk3, whose product is annotated as dual specificity tyrosine phosphorylation regulated kinase 3. Bases 810 to 2630 code for a protein of 606 amino acids. The record is from RefSeq and is a predicted model, not a curated record. The transcript is spliced from 6 exons. Gene Ontology annotation, biological process: peptidyl-threonine phosphorylation; positive regulation of cell cycle G2/M phase transition; cytoplasmic stress granule disassembly. NCBI's taxonomy places the organism in Eukaryota, Metazoa, Chordata, Actinopteri, Syngnathiformes, Syngnathidae. Gene Ontology annotation, molecular function: protein serine/threonine/tyrosine kinase activity; protein serine/threonine kinase activity; ATP binding. Gene Ontology annotation, cellular component: nucleus.